Ostertagia ostertagi is the source of this 627-nucleotide messenger RNA. The record is from the annotation of a GenBank genome assembly. Lineage: Eukaryota; Metazoa; Nematoda; Chromadorea; Rhabditida; Trichostrongylidae.
AUGCGAGCUCUCACCCAUUGCGCAGCCAUCGCGGCUCUGGCCGUCAGCGGUGCCGCGUCGGCCGGCCCCAUCGACCUGACGACCGGCAAGCCGAUCACGGCCACCGGCGUCUUCGGCCAGCUCAGCGCGCAAGGCCAGGCCUACCCCUGGUGCCCCGACGCCACCUGCCCCACCGCCGCAGCCAGCACCAUCAACGACGGCGUCUACCUGGCCAGCGGCACCCCCUGGCAGCAGGGCACGCUGUGGUGGGACGCGCACAACCCGCUGUCGGCGGCCAACUCGAUCGAGAUCGAGUUCGGCGGCCUGUUCCGCGUCGACUUCGUCUCCAUCCAGGGCGACAACAACGACCAGUACCUGGUCGAGUUGCGUGAUGCCGGCGGCAACUGGGCCAAUUACGCCUAUGCCGACAUCUGCUGCGGCGCCGGCAUGUUCGAGCGCUCCGGCGGCCUCGCUGGCUUCGACGCCACCGCGGCGCGCUUCAGCGGCAGGAAUGGCGACGGCUACUACGCCCUGUCCGAAGUUCGCCUGACCGGCUCGGCGCUGGCGUUGCCCGAACCGGCCAGCAUGGCCCUGGUGACGCUGGCCUUCGGCGGCAUGCUGACCGCCGGGCGCCGCCGGCAGCGCUGA